AUGGAGAACGAAAAGGAAAAUCUCUUUUUCGAGCCACAUAAAAGGGGACUGAUGAAAACACCUCUGAAAGAAUCCACUGCUGCAAAUAUAGUGUUGGCGGAGAUCCAGCCUGACUUUGGCCCUUUAACCACACCCACCAAGCCCAAGGAGAUCUCCCAGGGAGAACCGUGGACACCAACAGCCAACCUGAAAAUGCUCAUCAGCGCCGUGAGCCCCGAGAUCCGCAACAGGGAUCAGAAAAGGGGUUUGUUUGACAACAGAAAUGGAUUACCUGAGGUCAAAGAUUGUUUACAUGAACACUUCUCUGGAGAUGAAUAUGAGAAAUCCCAACCCAGUCGAAAAGAGAAAAGUUUAGGAUUGUUGUGUCAUAAGUUUUUAGCUCGAUACCCUAACUAUCCCAACCCUGCUGUGAAUAAUGACAUCUGUCUUGACGAAGUAGCCGAAGAACUUAAUGUCGAGCGCCGACGCAUUUAUGAUAUCGUCAAUGUCCUAGAAAGUCUACACAUGGUGAGCCGGCUCGCCAAAAACAGGUACACUUGGCACGGGCGACACAACCUCAACCAGACCCUUGGGACUUUGAAAAGCGUCGGGGAGGAGAACAAGUACGCCGAGCAGAUUAUGAUGAUCAAAAAGAAAGAAUAUGAACAAGAGUUUGACUUUAGUAAGAGUUACAGUAUAGAGGAUCCCAUCAUCAAAUCAAACACUGGCCAAAAUGGAUACCCAGACAUGUGUUUUGUCGAACUCCCUGGAGUGGAAUUUCGGGCAGCCUCUGUAAACAGCCGCAAAGACAAGUCUUUAAGAGUGAUGAGCCAAAAAUUUGUGAUGCUGUUUUUGGUGUCUACGCCUCAGAUAGUAAGCUUGGAAAUUGCUGCCAAGAUUUUAAUUGGGGAGGACCAUGUGGAAGAUUUGGAUAAGAGCAAGUUUAAAACAAAAAUUAGGAGGUUGUAUGAUAUAGCUAAUGUUCUGAGCAGCCUGGAUCUUAUCAAGAAAGUUCAUGUUACAGAGGAAAGAGGCCGAAAGCCAGCUUUUAAAUGGACAGGCCCAGAAAUCAGUCCAAAUCCCAGUGGUCUCAGCCCAGUCCUUCCUUUGGCUGCCUCUGAUUUGGAAGCGAGGCGGUCUUCAAAAGAGAACUGUGCCAAAAACCUCUUUUCCACACGUGGGAAACCAAACUUCACUCGACACCCAUCUCUCAUCAAACUGGUAAAGAGCAUAGACAGUGACCGGAGAAAGAUAAAUUCUGCUCCCAGUAGCCCUAUCAAAACCCACAAAGCUGAGAGCACUCAGAAUUCUGCACCUUUCCCGAGCAAAAUGGCCCAGCUCGCAGCUAUCUGCAAAAUGCAGUUAGAAGAGCAAUCCAGUGAACCCAGAAAGAAAGUGAAAGUACAGCUGGCAGGAUCUGGGCACUGCAAACCAGUGGCCCCUCUGGACACUCCAGCAAAUGCCGAGCUAGAGAUGACAGCACCGUCCCUCAUCCAGCCCCUGGGGGUGGUCCCCCUCCUCGCCAGCCCAUUGUCACCAGCAGUGCCUGUGAUCCUACCUCAGACCCCUUCGGGCUCAUCGUAUACCAUCUACUUGCAGCCUGCCCAGGCCCAAACUAUAACGCCACCCCCAGGCCUGAGCCCCACGGUCUGCCCCACCACCUCUUCUAACACUAUGAGAUCAAAAGACUCCACUGAUGCCACCGGUGAGAAUGCAGACAGUGACGCCCCAAAGUCCAGUGCAUCCACCAGGCCUGGAAGUUUGCUGCCAGAGCCAGAGAGACAAGGUGCAAAGAACCGAGAGAGGGAGCCAGCUGGAGAAAAAGGCUCCAAGAGGGCGAGCAUGCUCGAGGACGGUGGCUCCAAAAAGAAAUUUAAAGAAGACCUGAAAGCACCUGAAAAUGUCUCCACAACCUUGUUCCCAUCAGGAUACCUAAUCCCUCUCACCCAGUGCUCAACCCUGGGGGCAGAGUCCAUUCUGUCUAGUAAUGAAAACUCAGGUACACUUUCCCCAAACCACAGGAUCUACAGCUCCCCGAUUGCAGGUGUUAUUCCAGUGACAUCAUCUGAACUCACUGCUGUUAAUUUUCCCUCUGUUCAAGUAACACCUUUGAAGCUAAUGGUCUCACCAACUUCCAUGGCAGCCGUCCCUGUCGGGAACAGCCCGGCUCUCUCUUUGAGCCACCCAGUUCCCAUCCAGAACCCGAGCUCAGCCAUUGUAAACUUCACCCUGCAGCACUUGGGCCUCAUCUCCCCUGGUGUGCAGGUGUCCGCCAGCCCUGCCCCCGGAACCGUUGGCAUGUUGCCAAGAAUAGAGGCUGUUAGUGUCACACCCGAAAGUGCAGGCGCUCAGCAAGGAAGGGCCACCAAGUGUGACGCAUCCAUCCUGAGCCAGAACCAAACAAACGGACAAUCAUUUGCAGGGACAGGGGCACAACAGCCUGUUCCUGUGACACCCAAAGGGUCCCAGCCGGUGGCCGAAAGCUUCUUCCGUACUCCAGGUGGACCAACAAACCCAACAGGCUCCACCUGCGUGGAUUUUGAUGGUGCUAAUCAUACCUCCGUAGGAACUCUCUUCGUCCCACAGCGAAAACUGGAAGUCUCAACGGAGGAUGUCCAUUAA
This is a messenger RNA of Budorcas taxicolor (takin), 2601 nucleotides long. It is a transcript of the gene E2F8, whose product is annotated as E2F transcription factor 8. Bases 1 to 2601 code for a protein of 866 amino acids. Gene Ontology annotation, cellular component: RNA polymerase II transcription regulator complex. The record is from RefSeq and is a predicted model, not a curated record. NCBI's taxonomy places the organism in Eukaryota, Metazoa, Chordata, Mammalia, Artiodactyla, Bovidae. Gene Ontology annotation, molecular function: RNA polymerase II cis-regulatory region sequence-specific DNA binding; DNA-binding transcription factor activity, RNA polymerase II-specific. The transcript has 12 exons. Gene Ontology annotation, biological process: regulation of transcription by RNA polymerase II.